Messenger RNA from Antechinus flavipes (yellow-footed antechinus), 6630 nucleotides. RefSeq names its product tubulin tyrosine ligase like 6 (gene TTLL6). The coding region runs from base 1401 to 3587 and encodes 728 amino acids. The transcript is spliced from 16 exons. Gene Ontology annotation, biological process: microtubule cytoskeleton organization; protein polyglutamylation. Gene Ontology annotation, cellular component: cilium. The record is from RefSeq and is a predicted model, not a curated record. NCBI's taxonomy places the organism in Eukaryota, Metazoa, Chordata, Mammalia, Dasyuromorphia, Dasyuridae. Gene Ontology annotation, molecular function: tubulin-glutamic acid ligase activity; tubulin binding.
GUCUUGAGGGUCCGGCACUGUCGACUCAUCCUGGGGCACUUGGAAUCUUCUUUCCCCUAGAUGGUGCUGUUAACUUAGUUUUAUCCUUCUGGACCACAGAAUUCCACUGAAAGGUCAUCGCGUCUAUUACCCAGGCUCCGCUGAGCAUCCUCUCUGGGAUCAUAGAAUGACAGUGAUACAGUGUUUCAUCUCCCGCUUCUGCGGCUUUGCGUGGGGGUCCCCCACCUUUGGAAUGCCUUCUCUCCUCAUCUCCUCAGCCUCUUGGACACUUUUCUCCUUUCAAAGCACUAAGUAGGUGUCACCUCUUACAGGGAUCUUUUCUAAUUCCCCCUGUUGUUAAUGCUGGCUCCCUCUUGAAAUUAUUUUGUGAAAUAUGGAAUAGGGGACAAGAUUCCAGGCUUUGAAGCCAGGAACACUUAAGCCCCAGCACUUCAAGCAUGAUUGGAAGCACUUUAUGAAUUCUCUGCUUCUCUGUCUUUGCUCUGUUUCUGUCUAUAUGUCUUUCCUCCCUCUAACACAAGUUGUGAUCCUGAAUAAGUAAUUUAAUUGAUUAAAUUAAUCACAAUUGAUUAGAGGGAGUUUCCUUUUCCUGAAGUUCCUUAUUCAAACGAAUAGGUCCAAUCCUUAUUCCUAUCUUAGUAUUUACAUGUUCCAUCCUUUUAAGUUCCUUUAUGGCAGAGAAUUGUUUGAUUUUUGCCUUUGUAUUUCCAGACCUUUGCAUAAUACCUUGCACAUAAUAGGCAUCUGAUAAAUGCCUUGUUAAAUUGAGCUAAAAGAGAGCUCAAGAGAUUUAGUCCAACCCCUUAAUUAAAAAAAAUAUUGAUGCCUUUUGUUUUACAUCACAGUUAUUGGCAGAUAUGCAUACAUCAUACACACAGUCCCCUUAAAUUCAACAAAAAUGGGUAAGCAAAGACAUAAGGACCAUCUCUGACAAUGUAUAAACAACAUUCUGCCAUCACUCUCCUGCCCCUCUGCUGUGAGGAGAAAGGUAUGUGAACAGGGAAGGGAAUGUAAAAGGGGCCCCCAUCAUUGAUUUGAGAGAUUCCAUCCUGGAAGAAGAGGAAAGGGGAACUCCAUCCCCAGAGAUGCCGCAGUUCCUGACCUUGGAAGAAGUGGAAUUGGGAGAAUCUGAUGAGAGAGAGGACAUCUCUGUAGAAGGUGAAUCAAGAGAAGACGAAACGCUGACUUUUGUUGAAAAAGAUCCUGUGGUAGCCUUACAGAAGUGUUCCUCUCAGCGUCAUAAAAGGAGGAAGAGAAAAAGAUGAUUGGUGAUCAAUCUAUCCAAUUGCCGAUAUGAUAGUGUUCGUCGGGCAGCUAGACUGUAUGGCUUACGUGAGGGAGGGGACCAUGAUGACUGGACUCUUUAUUGGACAGACUUCUCAGUGUCCCUAGAACGUGUAAUGGAAAUGAAAAGUCACCAGAAGAUCAACCACUUCCCUGGAAUGAGUGAAAUCUGCCGAAAGGACCUGCUGGCCAGGAAUAUGAGUCGUAUGAUAAAGCUUUUCCCUAAAGAAUUCCAUUUUUUCCCUAAAACGUGGUGUCUUCCAGCAGAUUGGGGGGAUUUGCAGAACUAUAGCCGAUCAAAAAAAUUUAAAACUUUUAUCUGUAAGCCGGACUCUGGUUGCCAAGGGAGAGGUAUAUUUGUUACUCGGUCUGUGAGAGAUAUCAAACCAGGAGAAGAUAUGAUCUGCCAACUUUAUAUAUCAAAGCCUUUUAUUAUUGAUGGAUUCAAGUUUGACCUUCGGAUUUAUGUGUUGGUGACCUCCUGUGAUCCUCUCAGAAUCUUUGUGUACAAGGAGGGUCUGGCUCGAUUUGCUACUACCUCUUAUUCUAAUCCUUCUUCAGAUAAUUUGGAUGAUAUAUGCAUGCACCUGACUAACUAUUCUAUCAAUAAACACAGUUCUAAUUUUGUACGGGAUGGAAAUUCUGGCAGCAAGAGAAAGCUCUCCACCUUCAAUGACUACAUGGACAAACUUGGCUGUGACACGGUGAAGAUGUGGAAAGAUAUUGAAGAUAUAAUCAUCAAGACUUUGAUUACUGCUCACCCUAUAAUUAAACACAACUAUCAUACCUGCUUCCCCAACCACAUCAUGAAUAGUGCCUGCUUUGAAAUUUUGGGCUUUGAUAUUCUGCUGGAUAGAAAACUUAAACCCUGGCUUCUGGAGGUUAAUCACUCUCCAAGCUUCUCCACUGAUUCCCGGUUAGACAAAGAAGUAAAAGACAGUCUGCUGUAUGACACCCUGGUCCUGAUCAACCUGGGAGCCUGUGAGAAGAAGAAAGUCCUGGAGGAAGCGAAGCGCAGGGCAAGGUUUCUGCAGGAUUUCCGUUCCAAGGAGAUCAGGAUCGAAGAAUUAAAGAAUUAUCAGGCUAUGUGGCUGGAGAAAAUAGAACGUUAUGAGAAGGAAAAAAGUGGUGGCUUCCGGAGGAUUUAUCCAGAGUUUGGGUUUGAAAAAUAUCAGAAAUAUUUUCAUCACAGCAAUUCACUCUUUCAAAACACGGCAGCCUCCAGAGCCCGGGAAGUGCAUGCCCGGCAGCAGAUCCAGGAAUUACGGCUGAAGCAGGAGAAGAAAGCCUUCUAUUCGAAGGAGAAGAAGACAGAACUUCAGGGUGAAUCAGCAGGCGAUGUGACCAGGGUCUCUCUCCCAAAGGAGACAAAACCACAAAGAGCUCCCGUGUACAGCGCCAGACAACUCUCCACUUCCUCCAUGUUGAUGCCCUCUCCAUCAUCCACCUUGGUCUCAAAGUCAAAGCUGAAGCUAAAGAAAAAUGAGUCUCUGAAAUGCAUAGAACCUUUCAACUUCUAUGAGGAGAUCCCCAAGCAAAAGGUCAAUGCAACCUUACCGGUGAAAGCUGGAGUGUGUCACUACAGCUCUGUGCCGGACCUCAGGAAGACACACAUCGCUGGCACAGAAAAGCAGGAGCCCUGGAAACCCAUCUCUGCAAAGGCUGAAGGAUCCAAGUCAUUCUCUGAUCUUCUUGCUUUGAUGGAAUCCUCAUCUAUGACCAGUGGCUAUUCCCUAGAGUCCCCACAGCCAUUUCCAACUCUGAGCAUAUCCCCCAGACCCAUGUCAACUAAUUGCGUGCACUUGGAGCUAGACAAUCCUAUCGAGAUAAUUUACGAACCACAGGACUACCAAGAGAAAGCAUCUACUUCCAUCAAGCCUCAGAACUCGUGGUGCGACCUGCCACAAAACUGGAACUCAAUGACUUCUGAGAGCAAUAAGACACAGUUCCUAGUAUCCAAGUUGAUUAAUGUAAUCCCCGCAAGGACAAAAUUUUCCUUAUCAAACAGCUCUAAUGCAAAGCUAUUGCUGAACAAACAAAGAAAAGCCACCUUCCAACACCGUGGCUGUAGGAGCCAAAGUUCCACAGAGAAGAAAUCCUUGGAGGAUGCUGCCUUACAGCUGCUCUUACAGAGGCCAAAGAGCCAGCAUUUACUUAAGAGGGACUUGCUAGUGAUUGCCACACCAGCCCGACUUGAUCCAAGGCCUCGAAAAAACAGCAAGAUUGUAGGGAGGGAGCGCAGUGGUGGGCAAGGCCGGGCACCGUCCAAGGGCUCCCCAUCCUCCAUCAAGGAAGCUACCUAAAAGACUAGGUAGGCAGGGCCGACAUUUGUUAGAAUUUUUCUGUAGGAAGUUCCUUCCUUGUACUACUGAUCAUACCCCACUCCAUAAUAACCACUACCUCACUUUCACUCAUGUCCGUCCUAAGUCAGGAAUGCAAGGAAUUCAUUUCACAAAGACCAAAUUCUGCCCACAGUUGAGGAGGUGAUUUUGAUGCUCUUUCCUUGAGGUACUGUGGACAGGGGCAGAGAUGGGUGGCCAAAACCUGGCCCUCCAAGUCAUUAGGCUUGCAGGUGGGCAUAAUAAAUAUCCUGACUUUACAGGCUAGGGGUAGUCUGAGGACGGAGACUUUAGAGAAGUGCCAUUAUCUAUCAUACAGCAGAAUAUGGGGAGAUUGGAGGAGAUAACAACAACCUCUAUUAAAUCCUUAGAACAUUUGAAGGAAGUCAGUAUAUAAAGAUGUAUGGAACUUUUUUUUUUUUUUUAAGAGCAUCAUACAUAUCUGGAGAUGCUGCUACCAAUGUCAUCAAGGUGGGGCAUUUAUUUUGGGGUGGCUUUUCUCCAUAUUGAAAGCGAAUUUUGCUGAGCCAUUAUAAACUGACCAUCUUACCUGUUCCCUCAAGUGAACAACAGCACAAAUGGUAAGAUGAUCAGGUGUCAAGCAAAGCUAUCCAACCCUUUCGAGAACUCUGACCUGUGCUCUCUGCCCUAUUGAUACCAUGUUUUCAUUAACUGGCCUAGAUGGCUUUUAGGAUUUUCUGGUAUGGGUGGGUAGCUCUUUUAAGCUGGACUUCAUGGAUUGGUUCCCCCUUACUUGGGGAAGUAUGUAAGAAAGUUGAGAUCCACAUCCUUUGAAAGUUCAGAAAUUUGUCUUUCAGUAAGGUUUUGGAUGAUUGACUCACCUUAAACAGAUUUAUAAGCUGAUGUGUCCAUCUUUCACUUGCUUAUUUCUCAUGGGCACAGAGGGCAGCUGGGUGGUGCAGUGGCUAGAGUGCCAGUCCUGGCGUCAGGAAGACACUCACCUUCUUGGGUUCAAAUCCCACCUUAGACUCUUAUUAGCUGUGUGACCCUGAGCAACUCAAUUUUGUUUGCCUCAGUUUCUUCAUUUGUAAAAUGAACUGGAGAAGGAAAUGGCAAGCCAAUCCAGUAAGUUCAUACUAGGAGACUAGAUUUCUAGAUCAGGAGAUUAUAGAGAAAAGUGAGUUUAAAUUAGCACCAUUAAGAGUAAUAAUAAUCACAACCCUAUAUUUAUAUUAGAAAUGGAAUAGUAUAGUGGGUUAAAGCUCUACCCUCCGAAAACCUGUACCAGUGUCUUGGGCAAGUGAAGAAUUGGUAUUAGAGGAGGGGCUUUGACCUGCACUAAUAUCUUAGUCCACCCCACCCCAAAAAAGGUGUGUAGUGUUUUGUCACUUUCUUAUCUAGCUGAUAAGAAAACUUUUUUUUUUUUUUUUUUUUUUUUUUUUUUGCUGAGGCAAUUGUGGUUAAGUGACUUGCCCAGGGUCACACAACCAGCAAGUAUUAAAUAUCUAUGAUAAGAUUUGAACUCAGGUACUUCUGACUUCUGGGUUGGUGUGCUAUCCACUGCACCACCUAGCCAUCCCAGAAAACAUUUUCAAAAAGGUGAAAUGAUGAUCAAGGUCAUGUACCUGCCGAGGGUCCAACAGGAAGGGAAAUCCAGGUCUCCUGGCUCCCUUUCCAUCCACUCUACUUUGCUGUCCCAGAAUAAGCAUUUAUAUAGCUCCUUUGAAAAGGUAGGUAUUGUUAUAACCUCCAUUUUACAUUUGAGGAAACUGAGUCAGGCACUAAAUUAUUUGCUCAGAAUCAUAGUCUCUGAAAUUGUAUUUGAACUCAAGUAGUACAUAAAGGCAGUAUAUAUUCUUGACUCCCAGGCUUUAUCCAUGGUCCCACCUAGCUUCUAGAGCUACAGUGUCAGGAGACACAAUAUAAGUUUUCCAAGUUUAAGAAUUUUAUGUUUUAUUGCUGCAAGUCAUCUGCUCUCUUGUUGACCUGUUUGGAAUUUCCACCACCACCCCCUCACCCCCCAAACAUAAGAGGAAUCUUAUAUCCUUAGUAAUCUUUUCCCAAACCACAAUAUUGCCUACUUCUGGGAAGAUUGGCGUGAGAUGAACUAAUAUAUGAUUGGGAAGGGGUGGGAGGUUCCUUUGAAUUGCAUAGAGUUUCAAUGUGCCCUAGAUUUAGGGGUUCAUCUCAGUGGGGAACCUCUUGCCUUCUCUACUAUGAAUUUGGAGCAAAUAAGAGAAAGCAGAAGUCAAUUGAAGAUAAUUUUUUUUAAUGAAUGUCACACCUUGCUUUAGGCCCUUUCCCAAUAUUUUGAAUACUUUGCUUCUCAUAAUAAUAACCAUGCUUUCCAUGUCAAUUUAAAGUAUUCACAGCACUUUUUUCACAACUAUGUGCAGUAGGUAGUGCAAAUGAUCUCCAUUUUACAGAUGGCAAAACUGAGGCUCAGAGGUAAAGUGACUUGCUUAAGUCCAAGCAGCUAAGAAGAAGCAGAGCUGAGAGACCAACCCAGGUUUUCUGACACUUAAGUGCAACGCUUUCUCCCCUACAUUCUUAUGACUUCCUCAUGUUCCACCUUCUAUUGUGUUGGUCUACCGAGGAAGAUUCUCCAGUGCUAUCUUCACAGUUUCUCAGCUACAAGGGGUGGGAGCAGCAGGCUAUCCCCCCCAACGCUAUUUCUGGGAUUGGGGGCGGGAAUAUCUCGGGGCUUAGGGAGUCAGAUGGGUUUUGGCCUCCUUGGAAAUACCAAACCAGUUUGCCUUGGAGUCAAUGUACUAGUAGUUCCCAGGGUCUUUAGAACACAACAAAUUGGGAUGAGCACCCCAAAACACUAAGGUUUAGCAUGGGUGGGGGUGGGGGCAAGCUUCAGUUCUUCUGACCAACAGACCAGGCUAUGAUUUAUGGACACAACCAACAGAAAAGGGAAGUCAAAUUAGAUUGUAAGCUCUUUAUGGGUAAGGGACUAUUUUUCAUUUUUGUGUCUGUGUUGUUCAAAAACCAAGUGCUGUAUGGAUGUUUUGAUGAAAGAAUCCCAGCUGCUGUUUUCCAA